AUGCAACCUUUGGACCCUGCCACGGCAUAUAAAUACGGAACACCAGGCGUGGCGGUUAAGAUCGACAUGGAGUUUGCGAUAGUCUUGGUCACAGCGCUUCUCUUUUCCUCCGUGGUUCAGGGGCAACGCGAACACGCCGAGGGCUGCACCUCGUUCCACUGUCGACGCAGAGCCUUCCUACUGGAGGAGCGUGAGAAGCUCAAUGAAAUGCAACUGGAUCUCAUUAAGAUGGGCAUGGAGAUGCAGCAGCUCAAUGAAGAGGAACGACUCCUGUUCGGACGCCAUCCAGUUCAUUCGAGAGUACAAGAACACUAG
Messenger RNA from Mesocestoides corti, 315 nucleotides. The record is from the annotation of a GenBank genome assembly. Lineage: Eukaryota; Metazoa; Platyhelminthes; Cestoda; Cyclophyllidea; Mesocestoididae.